Messenger RNA from Neolamprologus brichardi, 3157 nucleotides. NCBI's taxonomy places the organism in Eukaryota, Metazoa, Chordata, Actinopteri, Cichliformes, Cichlidae. The record is from RefSeq and is a predicted model, not a curated record.
CCCCUUGGUCUCCGUACAGAAUUACUCCCAGCCAGUGCGCGCAAUUGGUUUGUCAUAGUCGCAGAGAGCUCAGUUUUUCUGGACCCAAACAACUUAGCUUCUUUUUCUUUUUUCUUCUUCUUCACACUCCUCACCUCUUCCGUGGAGCUUUUCUCACAAGAUACCCUCCCUUCCCUACCUCCUCUUGUCCCCACUCCUCAUUUGCCCCCCACUUAAAUUCAUCUGGAUACUCUUUUUUUUCUUCUAUUUUAAAUCGUGUGUUGGUGUGCGUGAGCGCAUGGUGACGAGAGGGGCUGCUGGCGUUUUUCAAGCUUUUUACGGGACGUGAUGUAGCCUCCCCGCACACAGAAAGGACGCCUUGUGCCAUAAAGGGAUCUAAGGGGACAGUGUACCGUGGAUGCAACGCGAGGAAGCCGCCGUUUCAUCACCGCCGGGGCUCGGAUAGUGGAGCAGCAGCGGCAGAUAGAGGCGAUUUUUACGGGGAUAUUGAACGGAGCGACAGGAGGCAACACUUUGGAAUCGCUGCCCUCCUCUCUCCCUCUCUCUCUCUUCGACCCCCGUCAAGUCUCUCUCUUUCCCACACACACACAAACACACACUCGCUGUGCAGUAAAGGACGGUACCUGAAAAGACACUUGCGAGAGAAAUUAACGCUGACUUUGAGGACGGAGUGCUAUUUCCUCCGCCGUUUCUAAAUGCGCGGACAGGACGUGCUUUCCCUAUCUGGAAUGUGAUAUACGGGAUUUGUUCAGCAGCAGCACUCAAGGACCGCUCUCCUCUCUCAAACUGAGACUUUGGAAGGCAUCUGGAAUCCGAGCAACAAGGCUUGCUGCGGUCCUGUGGGAAGUGUGGCGCAGUGGAGGGAUCGGUGCCAUAAAGGAAGCACCCAGCUGGGGCAUUUGCCAGCAAAACACUGAGUACUGAACUUAUCUGGGACCUUCAGCAGCGGGCGGUAAGAGGAGGAGGAGGAGGCCAUGUUGACCGCACGCCUGCUAGUCCUCGCCAGCCUCUUCGCACCAGCCGCACUGGCCUUCAGUCGAGCACCCAUCCCCAUGGCGGUGGUGAGGAGGGAGCUGUCAUGCGAGAGCUACCCCAUUGAGCUACGGUGCCCGGGCACUGACGUCAUCCUGAUCGAGAGCGCCAACUACGGCCGCACUGAUGAUAAGAUCUGCGACGCAGACCCAGCACAGAUGGAGAACACACGGUGUUACCUUCCAGAUGCAUACAAGAUCAUGUCUCAAAGAUGUAACAACAGGACCCAGUGUGCUGUUGUGGCAGGACCAGACGUAUUUCCUGACCCGUGCCCGGGAACCUACAAAUACCUGGAAGUCCAGUAUGAAUGUGUGCCCUACAAAGUGGAACAAAAAGGCUCCUCAGUAUUCCUGUGCCCAGGGCUACUGCGGAGGGUGUACCAGAGCGAGCAUCUCUUUGAAUCGGACCACCAGUCCGGAGCUUGGUGCAAAGACCCUCUUCAAGCUUCGGAUAAGAUCUACUACAUGCCUUGGACACCCUACCGCACAGACACCUUGACCGAAUACUCAUCCAAAGAAGACUUUGUCGCUGGAAGGCCGACAACGACCUACAAGCUUCCGCAUCGCGUUGACGGAACGGGCUUUGUGGUCUACGACGGAGCGCUCUUCUUCAACAAGGAGCGCACACGCAACAUUGUCAAGUUUGACCUGCGAACUCGCAUCAAGAGCGGCGAGGCCAUCAUAGCCAACGCCAACUACCACGACACGUCUCCGUACCGCUGGGGAGGGAAAUCAGACAUUGAUUUGGCUGUAGACGAAAACGGCCUGUGGGUGAUUUACGCGACCGAGCAGAACAACGGGCGGAUUGUGAUCAGCCAACUCAAUCCCUACACACUGCGCGUUGAGGGGACCUGGGACACGGCGUAUGACAAGCGUUCGGCAUCCAACGCCUUCAUGAUUUGCGGAAUCCUUUAUGUGGUGAAGUCGGUGUAUGAGGAUGAUGACAAUGAAGCGACGGGAAACAAGAUCGAUUACAUCUACAACACAGAACUCAGUAAAGACGGCUUCCUGGACAUCCCUUUCCCCAACUCCUAUCAGUACAUUGCUGCUGUGGAUUAUAACCCCAGGGACAAUCUGCUGUAUGUUUGGAACAAUUACCACGUUGUCAAGUACUCUCUUGAUUUUGGAGCAUUGGACAACAGACUAGAAACGUCCUCCUCGAUAAUGGUGUACAUGGAUACCACGACCACAACAACGAGGACCUCCACCAGACCUCCUGUUACCACGACAACCACGACAACCAGGACCACCACCACCAAGGUGCCCGCCACGACGCCUUUGGUGGUCCAGUCGCCACGAACCACAUCGGCAGUGGUGGAACCGUACCAGACAGUCUUGGAAGAUUUGGAGCGAGAAGAUGUCAACGCGGCGCCGGCCACCGCUAAGCUACCAAAUCUUAGGGUGGAGUACUGCAGUCCACUGGUGAUGAUGGACGUGUCCUGGCCGAGGACGAAGCAGGGAACGUUAGCCAAGAUGCCCUGUCCACCUGGAUCAUUAGGUGUGGCCUCAUACAUGUGCAUGGGCCCCGAAGGAUACUGGGACUCCCAGGGGCCUGACUUUAGCAACUGUACCUCGCCUUGGGUCAACAUCAUCAGCCAAAAGAUAAAAGCCGGAGAGACGGCGGCGGUCAUCGCCCGGGAGCUGGCAGAGCAAACCAAGAGCAAUCUUCAGGCGGGGGACAUCACCUACACGGUGAAGGCCAUGGUUCAGCUGGUGGAUCUGCUUGACGUGCAGCUGAGGAACCUCACACCAGGUGGCAAAGACAGUGCAGCACGGAGCCUCAAUAAGUUGCAGAAGAGAGAGCGCUCAUGUCGGUUUUAUGUUCAGGUAUUUGGACCAAAUUCUAUUCCUUACUUCCUGCUCUUCGUUUCCUCAUUGUGGUAACUUGUGCUGUCGUUUUCCAUUUUUAACCACAGAAUGUGAAAUUUGGCCUUUUGAAGUGGCGCCCAGUGCCACAGUAUCAAAGUCACUACAUGUGUGUGCCAUGUGUUGCCUUUCCUUGCAACACUUGUCUUAAAUCAAAGGGUCAAAUUUCAUUUUUGUCAUUGUGUCUCAACUUUUAGUUUAUUAUUCAUAUUUUUCACCCACCACCCUGCAUGCAUAUGACAUGUAAUGAUAGUUUCUUG